Condylura cristata (star-nosed mole) is the source of this 1716-nucleotide messenger RNA. RefSeq names its product ADP-ribosylation factor 1 (gene ARF1). The record is from RefSeq and is a predicted model, not a curated record. Gene Ontology annotation, molecular function: GTP binding; GTPase activity. The coding region runs from base 100 to 645 and encodes 181 amino acids. NCBI's taxonomy places the organism in Eukaryota, Metazoa, Chordata, Mammalia, Eulipotyphla, Talpidae. Gene Ontology annotation, cellular component: plasma membrane; cytoplasm. The transcript has 4 exons. Gene Ontology annotation, biological process: intracellular protein transport; vesicle-mediated transport.
GGGCAGGCCACUGUCCUUCGCUGCUCCCCAGGGGCACAGACGCAGCUCCAGGACUUCCCUGCAGGUUUCUCUGGCCAGUUGCUCCCACUGUCUGCGAGGAUGGGGAAUAUCUUUGCGAACCUCUUCAAAGGCCUUUUUGGCAAAAAAGAAAUGCGCAUCCUCAUGGUGGGCCUGGACGCCGCAGGGAAGACCACCAUCCUGUACAAGCUGAAGCUGGGCGAGAUCGUGACCACCAUCCCCACCAUAGGCUUCAACGUGGAGACCGUGGAGUACAAGAACAUCAGCUUCACCGUGUGGGACGUGGGCGGCCAGGACAAGAUCCGGCCUCUGUGGCGCCACUACUUCCAGAACACGCAGGGCCUGAUCUUUGUGGUGGACAGUAACGACCGAGAGCGGGUGAAUGAGGCCCGCGAGGAGCUCAUGCGGAUGCUGGCUGAGGACGAGCUGAGGGACGCUGUCCUGCUCGUGUUCGCCAACAAACAGGACCUCCCCAACGCCAUGAACGCGGCCGAGAUCACGGACAAGCUGGGCCUGCACUCUCUGCGCCACAGGAACUGGUACAUUCAGGCCACCUGCGCCACCAGCGGGGACGGGCUCUAUGAGGGACUGGACUGGCUGUCCAAUCAGCUCCGGAACCAGAAGUGAGCCUGUGCCCCCGCGCCCCUCUCUGCCCUCGCUUUUCUCUCAUGUGGCAAACGUGCACCUGUGGUGUGAGUGCCAGAAGCUGUCUCCGGGCUGGCCAGUGCUUCACCAUGCUGUACAUGUGCAGGCGAGCUGCAGCCGGGUUUUAUUUAAUGUAAAUAGUUUUGUUUCCAACGAGGCAGUUUCUGGUACUCUAUGCAAUCUUACUCAGCUUUUUUAUUGUACAAAAAGAAUCAACCCGCCGUUCAGUGCUGAGACGGGAUGGCAGGCACUGCGGCUCAGGAGUGCUGGGUCAGGUGCCCGCACGUCCUCGGGGCUCCAGUCUGUGUUGAGGUCCAUUUUGGUUUUUAACCCGAACUCAGUGCAUUUUUUAAAAUAGUUCCAAACACAAGAUAAGGAGAACACGCGAACACACAGAGGGAGAGACGUGCCUCGUGGAGAUUCUGCAGGAGCGGCCUGCGUGCGGCCCUGUGCCAGUGGGGCUGCGCGACACCCACUCUGCAUGGUCACAAUUGGGUCCCUGUGAUUUGCUGUCUCGGGCCACCCUGUCCCCGUAGCGUCUGUGCUUGUAUUUGUGCUUAAACGGCUGCCCAGGAGACUGGCCGGGGGCUGCUGCCAGCUACUCGGACUCACGGGGGGGAGGGGGCCUGGCCUCCCCUUGGGUCCGCGUGGGGCCCUCCGGCCGGAGCACAGCCUGCCUGCCCCUCGGCCUGCCGGGCUGGCUGGGGCUCGGCCGUGGGAGUGCGGGUGGCGGGCAGGCGGACAAGGCCCGCCGGCCACAGCCCCGAGCCCCGGCUACCUGCGCUUUCACUCCCUCCGCCUGCAAGGGUCAGAUUUGCCAUCGAAAACGACGACCUCUACUUUUUUCUUUUGUAUUUUGAUAAACACUGAAGAAGCUGGAGCUGUCAAACUUUACUUGGGGAAACCUCAGAAGUGGUUUAUUUGGUGUCGUGGAACCUUACUGCUUUCAAUACACGAUUAGUAAUCAACUGUUUUGUAUACUUGUCUUCAGUUUUCAUUUCGACAAACAAGCACUGUAAUUAUAGCUGUUAGAAUAAAAUCUCUUAACUAUUU